Messenger RNA from Dunckerocampus dactyliophorus (ringed pipefish), 4182 nucleotides. It is a transcript of the gene kptn, whose product is annotated as kaptin (actin binding protein). The record is from RefSeq and is a predicted model, not a curated record. Gene Ontology annotation, molecular function: actin filament binding. Gene Ontology annotation, cellular component: lamellipodium; actin cytoskeleton; KICSTOR complex. The transcript is spliced from 12 exons. Lineage: Eukaryota; Metazoa; Chordata; Actinopteri; Syngnathiformes; Syngnathidae. Gene Ontology annotation, biological process: actin filament organization; negative regulation of TORC1 signaling; cellular response to amino acid starvation. The coding region runs from base 303 to 1622 and encodes 439 amino acids.
AACCCCCAAAAUAGACGAAGAAGAAGCGACAACGCCGAAGAAGAAAAUUCAGCAAUAGUAGAAGAAAUGAUGACAAUAAACAAGUAGUUGUUAGCUGCUACCCAACGCCAAUAAAUAGCAGCAGCAGCAGCAGAAGAAGACGAAACGUGUAAUUGUGUAUGGUUGUCGCGGUUAAUAAAAUCACUGUAAUGAUGUAAUUGAAGUUUUCAGCCGCUCCUUCAUACCAGAAAGCAUCGAGCUGGAUUCGAACGUGAAGGCAAUGAAGAGAGUGGUUAUGAAGUAGAUAGCGAUAACAGUUAAUCAUGUUCAGAGACUUGUAUCCUUUCGUGGAGGACAGCUUUAGCCGCUUCCCUUCGCAGAGUAACAUCUAUGGACUGUGUCAGGCCGGGAGACAGGAGCUGCUUGCUGCUACGCUUAAAGGGAAGGUGGUGAGCUUCACGUACCAGGAGCUGCAACAGAAGAUAAGACCAGUGGCCAAAGAGGUUCAAUUCACCUACAUACCAGUUGAUGCAGAGAUUGUGUCGAUCGAUGCUUUCAUCAAGUCGUCACCCAAAAGAGGCCUUGUGGUGGGCAUCACAUUCAUAAAGGACUCCGGUGACAAAGCCACCCCCUUCCUGAAUAUCUACUGUGACUAUGAACCCGGGUCCGAGUUCAACCUGGAGUCCAUCGCACAGAGUUGCCUAAAUCUGGAGUUGCAGUUUACGCCCUUCCAGCUGUACCACACCGAAGUGCAGAGUGACGAUGGAGGCAGAGAGACUGUUUUUCUUCUCAGUGGCCACGACCAGAGGAUCCACCUGUACAAAGAGAACGCCUCGCUCCACCAAUUUGAAGAGCAGCCAGUGGAGAGACUCUUCCCUGAACUCCAGCAAUUACCCAGCAAUGUGCUGUGGUUGGACAUGCUGAGCAUUGCUGACGACCAAAGACUGUCUGCGUUUGGCUGUCAGAAUGGCUGUGUUGGACUGGCACUGGUCAAACAAUCUGGACCAGAGGUUUUGCAGAGCUGGCGAGUUCAGUUCGACAGUCCAAUUUCCAUUGUGCUGCUGUUUCCUCUUACCUGCCAAACUGAACCUGACCUGCCCGGCAGAGACAAAAUUUUGGGCAAUAAAGAUUACAACCUCCUGGUAACGAGCACCAUAGAGAUGGCUGUCGUCUACAGAAAUGUCCAAGAACGAGGGUUGUCCCGCUCCAUGUGCCUCUCCGAGAGUGAUCAGUGGGACGCGGUGCUUUGUGCCCUCGUCAUUGAUCUGGACUUUGAUGGGGAGAAGGAGGUGCUGCUGGGAACGUAUGGCCAGGAACUUCUGUGUUAUAAGUUCCAGCAUACAGCAGAAGGAGAAGAUGGACACUUUCAGUUUCUGUGGCGACGAAGCUUCAAAAGUCCUCUGCUGUCGAUCAUCUACUUGGACUUGACCGGUGAUGGUUUGAGAGAGCUGGCUGUCCUCACGCUGAAGGGAUUGCAUAUCUUACAGCAUAGUCUCACCAGCACUGCUGAUCUGGUCAUGGAGCGUCUUGCCAAAAGGGUGGCGGCGCUGACGUUUGACCCCAAGUCGGAGUCUGUCAAAGGUCAAGAUACCAAUGAAAAAGUGACUGAAGGGGACCGUACAGUUCAUGCAUCUUUCAAAUAAACAGAUACAGUACUAUGUUACAUCUAAACUGCAGCUGCAUCUCUGUCACCUACCACAUUAGGUACAUUUGAUCAGAUGCAAUACACCUAUCAACAUACCUGCCUUACACUUUACUGUAUAUACAGGUGGCCCUCGGGUUACGAACGAGUUCCAUUCCGAGACUGCGAGUAAGUAAACUUACAUGAAGAGUAAGUGCUCUUAUGCUAGAUGUUUAUCAUUCUAACAGCUAGCAUGUUAGCAUUACUAGCAUGCUAAAAUUAGCAUGUUAGAUUUUUUUUUUUGCUAUUUUCAAAAGACUAAACUUACAUAGACAGUGGUUUCGUGUUAGGUGUUAGCAUGCUAGCAAUGCUAGUUUGCCCCUUUUUUUCAGAUGUUAUCUUACAUUGACACUUAGCACUAUCAUGUGAGGUGUUAACAUUCUUGCAGAGCUGCUGAAAAUGUGAAUUUCUCUUGGAGGUUCAUACAGUGUCCGUCUAUCUAAAAUAUUGCCCCAGGCUAGUCUGGAAGGAUAACCGAUGAUGUUCAUUUUCACUUCCAUAGUGAUGGCGUUCUUUUUCUUUCGCGCACGGCAGUUUGGAAGACACAAUGAAGUGCAAAAGUAUUUAGAAGUGAUGUUAUUCUUCCAAAGUGUGGCUGAGCUGGCACACACUGUAUUCUUCCGCCAGGCAUGAGGCACACACUGCGUGUGCCGCGUAUUAUUCCACCCGUGCACGCUGCAACAGGUUCUCGAGUGGGUCUCGUAAUUUAUGGGAGCUCGUUUGUACCCGCGAAUCGAAUCAUAAUACAAAACACUGUAAGGAGGACCACCUGUAUUUACAAAACAUGAAAGAUAUUUUUCAUUAAAUGGUGCUUCAUCAACUGAAAUGAAAUGUAUUACCCCAUGAAAUGAGCCUGACAGCUAAUUUAAUAUUUUGAAAUGUAUGCAACUUUUGUAUUGAGCUAAUUGGAUUGUUUAGGCCUAGUCUUUACACGUGGCCGUAACUGUUGGAUGCACAUAUACUGGAUGACUAUUAAGGUUAUUAACGUAUUAAUGUUUCUUUUUUGUUUUUUAAUGGUUCAUGGAAACGUAAUUUGUCAAGUUCUCCACUAGAUGGAGUACCUGCUCUUAAUUAUGCUUUUAACCAAAACCACAAAUCCUGCACCUUUUUAUUAUAAUAUUUAUGUACAUUCAUUUUUUUAAAUGAGUACAUAGCUUCCCGACACAACAGACGAGAGAUGGACACAAAUAACAUCAAAGUUAUUCAUAAAAAGUGAUGCAACUGGCAUGCGUGACCACUACUCUACUCACGACUGAAUGAUUACCAUGAAAAAUCACUGCAAGGCUUCCUAAACCUUUUCUGAUCAAGACACAUAUUAUAAAUGGGGUUCCUACCUCAGGACCUACAUUUACAAAAAUACGUCAUUCAUAAAGUUCAUGAAAAACAACACGUUACAAUACAACAAGGUCAUUUGCCAAAAAAUGUCUCAUCCUGCGUGGUGAUGAAUAAAAUACCUUACAGCAACUUAUUCGGUAAAUGAGUUUUUGGGUUUGGGAAAGGUCGAAUUAUAAUACUGAAAUCCAUAUUAACCGCUAUUAAUAAUGAUACCUUUUUGAAGGUAAAGAAUGCAUGGAAUUUAGCCUCAGUGUUUUACCUUGUUAUCUAAUCCACGUGUCGUAAAUGUGGUUACUAGUUAGGAACUACUAUAAGCAUUAAACUUGGAUCAUUAAAAAAAAACAACAAUUUAUGGGGGAGUCAUGAUAGUCGAGUGCAGGCUUUUUUCCAAAUCUAACAUUGUCAGCUUCCUGCCGAGAUGCCCCAAUGUUUAACGGGCUUGAGGUGUAACUACAGUUUUUGAUGGCAUUUCCUGUCGUAUUGUACUAACGGUGGCAUGACUGAAAAUCUUGCAUUUUAGGUUGAAUUUGACAUUGAAUGUGUGACGUUUUCUGUGCUAGCAGAUAUUAGUCGUAGGGGUGUAACGGUACAUGUUUUUGAAUUCGGACUUUUCGGUAUGUUACUUUUGGUUCGGUGUGUACCGAUUUCCCACAGGAUACACACUGAGCGAGCAACAGAAGUGUGCCUCACGUACACGUGUACGCAAUAAACAAAUACAAUACAGCCCAGCCUUCGGCUAGCAGGAGUCAUGGGUAGCGAUAGUGCCAAGAAGAGGCCAGAGCUUGAAAAUCCUGGUUGAAGUCAGUAUGUUGUAUCUAUAUACUGUAUGUAUAUAUUAGGGGUGUCACCCAACUCACAAGACGAGACGAUGAAUGGGAUUGGAUCCACGAGACGAGACAAGAUUUUAACAUUCAAACAAAUUCGGCAUACUGGCUCGUUCGUGUUGAUGGGCUCACUUGGCUCAUUAUUAAUGUUCACGAUGGGGCUGUGGCAUCUGGCUUUGCAAUCAUCUGUUUUCCGUCUAAUUUCUAGUACAUUGAGGCUCCCUUGUUGCACGGUGUGUGUAUGCCCGUGGGCCCGCCUCCCCCCACAGAGACGAAUGAACUGUAUGACUGACAAGAGGUCUGACGCCAUUGUUCUAUGGAACGUGUGUAGUUUAAUUCUAAAAGCCGUUAAAAGGUGUUUAC